Carya illinoinensis is the source of this 939-nucleotide messenger RNA. Its product is annotated as lachrymatory-factor synthase. NCBI's taxonomy places the organism in Eukaryota, Viridiplantae, Streptophyta, Magnoliopsida, Fagales, Juglandaceae. The record is from RefSeq and is a predicted model, not a curated record. The transcript has a single exon. The coding region runs from base 157 to 675 and encodes 172 amino acids.
CAUACCCGAUGCCGACAUUUGUAAUGUCCAAAGUUAUCGUUCCUAUGCCACGUCAGUAGUCACAGUAAGCAUGAACGGCACGCCAGCCUUCUUUUUUAACUUGUCCUCUUCCGGCAACCCAUUCUGGACUUUUUCCAUUUUCGUCUUUUCUCCGUAAUGGAGCGAAACUCCCCGCCGGCACCACCCAAGUGGGAAGGCAAGGUUUCCGCAAGACUAAACGGUGCCGUCGCUGACCAAAUAUGGCCUUUGUUUAAGGACUUCUUCAACUUCCACAAAUGGUUUCCUGGCUUAGCCACUUGCUACGGCAUCCACGGCACCAACGGUGAGCCCGGCUGCAUCCGAUAUUGCGCCGGAUUCUCCAUCCCCUCCGACUCCGGUAACGAUUCCAUCAGCUGGUCCAACGAAAGAUUAAUUGCCGUCGAUGACGAUUCACGUAGCUUAAGCUACGAGAUCGUGGACUGCAAUAUUGGGUUCGAGUCGUACGUUGCGACGGUGAAGAUUGUUCCCCAGGGUGAUGAAGGCCAAGCUGGAUGUGUGAUCGAGUGGUCGUUCACCGUUGAUCCGGUGGAAGGGUGGGUACGGGAUGAUUUAGUGAGGAGGUAUGAGGUGGGCCUGCAGGGCAUGGCCAAGAGGAUGGAGGAUGCACUGCGAGAGGGAAUGGAGCGUGACGGGUAGUUGUUUUCGGCCCGGAUAAUGGAGCGGGAAGGGUGGUUGUUUAUUUGCGGCCCGGAGAAUGGAGGAUGGCGCUGGGAAGUUGGGGCCAGAAGGGUAGUUGGUCGUAAUUUCAAUACUGUCCAUGGUGGAGGGUAGUAGAUUGUAAUUUCAAUAUUGUUCAUUAUGAGUGUAGUUUUUUUUUUUUUUUUUUUUUUUCAUUAUGAAGGGUAGUUGUUAUUUUACUGUUAUAUUCACAAAAUAAUUAUAAAAAUAAUUUUAUACACA